UUCUGAUAUAUAUGAUCACACCUUCAACAGCAACGACUGGAAAAGAAAAGUAGGUGGCUGUCACCUCCACAUAUUGUACUGCAGAAAGCUUUACUUCGUGUUGAAAUACUGAUUUUUAAGGAUGUACCAUGCUACCACGUUUUUGAAACAUAUGGAAAAGGGAAGAGGCUCAGAGGAAGGCAUGUGUGAAUGCUGUGUGGAAUGCACCUGCUGCAUCACCAACAUCGUCAGGAUGCUCCUCUGUAGCAUACACAUGUCCCGCUACCUCCGAAUCGCACUCCUCUGGAUCUAUGUUGCCACUGCCGUCCUCACCGCUGGACUUCUCAUCAGCAUCAGAGUCCUCCGCACCAACAAGUUCCAGGCAGCGCCAACAGACAUGCGCAAAGUAGAGGACCACGUGAACAACGCCUUCUGUCAGAGCCUCACUCUCAACUCCAGCGAUCCUUUCGAAGCCUACACGUUUGAUGGAGAACCGGUGGUUGAUCCCAGCAAGUUCGAACAGUUCAAUACAUCAUAUUACAGUUUUAUGAUGGGACGUACAUACGCACACUGGGGAUUCUAUCUCCUGAAAGGUUCUAAAGCCGUCGUGGUUUCAUCCGGGAGUAAACUUAUAUCAGCAUUCAUCAUAAAAGGAAGCUCCAAUCUUCAGGCGUGGAUUGACAACAAAGGAAGCUGUGAUGGAUGUUACCUUGCAUCUCAUAUCACCUCCCCAGCCUUCACCUACACGCUGAACGUUUCACAGAGUGACGAUUACUAUUUCAUGUAUUACUCCACUUCAAACAACUUCAUUUACUUGGACGCCUAUGUGUACAUAACUCGGACACUCUAUGACGUCAGUUCUGCCACAUCCCACUGUUUUUACCGUCCUAACGACAAGCCAUGUUCAUUGGACAUUUCACUCAGCCCUCACAUGAACGUGGUGUACCACAAUGGAGAUAAUGGUCCGUAUGGCAGAAUCGACAUGUGGUCCACGUGCAAAAGUCGAGUUUGGAUGUACGUGAUUGUGUUUGCCCUGAUCCCCGCGCUGAUGGCGGCAGGUGUCACCAUCCUGUUCUGGAAGUAUUGCAAGGAUGCCAGGUCCCAGGAGAGUUUCCCCUCAAUAUUCCAGAUACAUGGCGGCGGUAAGUAAAUAAUCCAGCCUGGGUCACACAAUCCUAGUGAUCAACAACAUCAGCAUAUAUCUACGCAAUUGGGAUACGAUGACAUGUGUCAACCAAGUCAUCGAGCCUGACCCCUGAUCCCGUUAGUCGCCUCAGGAAAAGCAUGGGCUGCUGACCACCAAUUGAGAAACGAAUGUUCACGGGAAACUAUAUACGUCUUAAGAAACUAAUGACGUGAUAUGGGAGAAUCGGAUGGUCCUCAACUUCCUACGACGGACGGACAGUCAGUUUUUUUCAGUAAAAGGCCAAAGACAAAUAAUACUGGCAAUUUUAAAUUUAUAUAUACAUUCACUUUCUCUUAAC
Molecule: messenger RNA, 1463 nt
Organism: Haliotis rubra (blacklip abalone)
Lineage: Eukaryota; Metazoa; Mollusca; Gastropoda; Lepetellida; Haliotidae
Exons: 2
Coding region: 122-1129 (335 amino acids)
Source: RefSeq, a predicted model, not a curated record